Molecule: messenger RNA, 1683 nt
Organism: Pseudogymnoascus verrucosus
Lineage: Eukaryota; Fungi; Ascomycota; Leotiomycetes; Thelebolales; Thelebolaceae
Exons: 5
Coding region: 214-1683 (489 amino acids)
Biological process (GO): transmembrane transport
Cellular component (GO): membrane
Molecular function (GO): transmembrane transporter activity
Source: RefSeq, a predicted model, not a curated record
CUGGCUGGUCACAUCGUAGGACUUCCCUCACUCACACGACUAUACUCGUAAGAUUUACAGCACGACCUCUCCCAUUUAAGGCUUCAAUUACGCCUCCCCAAAGGAUAUAGUUCGACUUCUAGACAAGCUUGUACUAGCUUCAGACUCUUGGAAAGACCGAAGAAUCUCUCUCGAAACAAUAUAAUGCGAUAAAAAAAAUAGAGCCUUGGAAACAUGUCUCAAAGUGAAUCAUACGCCGAGAAGGACGCGGAAAAAAAUGUCCUACAGGUUGAGGCAACGGACCUAAAACAGGAUACCACCUGUGAGGAUGAAGAUCUCGGUAUCUCCUAUGCUGAGGGAAGAAAAAUUAUCCAUAAGAUAGAUCGACGUCUUAUUUCAGCUUUGGGUCUCAUGUUUGGGGUUUCUCUCAUGGAUCGAACCAACCUGGGCUCUGCUAACAUUGCUGGUAUGGCAAAGGAGCUGCACCUAGCAAUUGGAAAUCGCUACUCCAUUGCCAUUAUUAUGUUCUUCGUUCCGUACCUUAUUUUCCAGUGGCCUAGUGCUAUUCUUGCACGCCAGAUCGGCCCUCGGAUUUUCCUACCUGCUGUGUCGUUUGCCUGGGGCAUCGUCAUGUUGGGCAUGGGAUUUGUACAUCACUGGGGCGAGUUAGUCGCUCUUCGAGCGGUUGUUGGUCUUUUCGAAGCCGCCUUAUUACCAGGAGCACUGUUUCUAUUGCAAAUGUGGUAUUGUCGCUACGAUGUGCAUAAGCGAUACGCAUCGUUCUAUCUUAUCAGCGUUGUCGGAGCAUCACUUUCCGGGGUACUUUCUUAUGGCUUUAUGCAAAUGGCAGGCGUUGGCGGCUAUGGAGGCUGGAGGUACAUUUUCAUCUGGGAAGGAGUGCUAACGUGUGUCAUCGCUAUUAUCGGGGCCAUUUUGAUCGUCGACUUUCCUCAAAAAGCGCAGAAUAGCCGGAAGUUUCUCGAACCUCGUGAGCUGGAAUACGUUAUCAAACUUCUACAAAGAGAUCGUAACGAUACUCAUGAAGAGCCCUUCAACUGGGCCGCAUUUUUCAAGGCAGGCUUGGACCUCAAGAUCUGGCUGUUUGGGCUUAUAUUCUUCGCUAACACUGUGAUCGCGUACGCAAUCGCGCUUUUCCUCCCCAUCAUUCUGCAUCAGAAGAUGGGUUUUGGCGUUGGGAUCUCACAAGUGAUGAUAACCCCACCAUACAUCUUCGCGGGCAUCUUCAUGUACGUUCAAGGCUGGUUCGGAGAUAAGUACCAUGUCCGUGGCCCGAUCGUUGUAUUCAAUGCGUUACUGGGAACUUGCGGGUUGUGCCUGAUGGCUUGGGUCAAAGCUGCAGGUUGGCAGUAUUUCGGCGUGUUUCUGGUUACAGCAACUUCCAAUUCCUCAAUACCAACCGUCAUGGCAUACCAGGCAAACAACAUCCGUGGAACAUGGAAGCGCGCCUCUAGCAGCGCGAUCUUGGUUACAAUGGGAGCAGCAGGUGGUAUCGUUGGCGCGUUAGUAUUCCGAGCUCAAGAUGCACCUCAAUACCUUCCUGGUAUGUAUGCAUCCAUCGCGUGCUGUAUACUACAAGUGUUUAUUGUUGGCGUUCUGUCUCUACAGUUUAGUAGAAUGAACAAGAAAGUCGCCAAUGGAGAGGCCAUCAUCGAGGGCUUGCCAGGUUUUCUCUAUACCUUGUAG